UGCGCGCGCACCCUGCAGCAGCCGGUCACAGAUUCAAAUCAAAUGUUUGGAGCAGGUGGUGAAGUGAACUGUCCUCGUUGUUUGGAAACAUUUCGGAUUCAGGGCAAGUGAUGUUAAUCAAGAACAAAUCAUGUGCAAAGAGUGGCUUGUGUCUGCGCUGCAAAGCAACACACCUAGCUUGUUCAAGCACGUGGAAAAAAAAAACCCAAACUGCAGUGGGAUGAAAGCGUGAAGGCCAAGAGGAAUAAGUCACCGGUGUUGCCUCACUGAAUCACUGUCCUUGUCCAAUGUCAACUCAUCCAUAACAGUGACAUUUAUCCAUCUAUCUCCCGAAGACAGACUGAAGUAAUCCAUGGAAUCGCAUUUCAUUUGACCACAGUGGUCUCCAGUGAAGCCAGUUUCACACACACACUGACCGCUGACAGGGUCACAGCCCAGAGAGCUGUCCUGGCACUGACACUUGUUGACACACCCUUGGCCCCAGUAACCGGAUUCACAUGCUGUAAAGGUGCAGCUGCAGGCUCUGGUUACACCCUCUCCACCCUCUCAAUGUCCCGCUGCAGGAUGGAGCAGACAGCUGUGAGAAUCUGAUAAUAUUCCUUGGGCACAUUCUUCCAUCAUUCAGUUCAGUCUUAGAAGGGUAAGCAGCUUCCACACUGAGGCACCAGGAGCAAAAAUUCAGCACCAUGUCCAUCCGGAGGCUUAGGAGCAACCCUAAAACACUGGGGAACGUCAAUAUGGUGACAGAGGAGCUGAAGAAUCUUUACUAUAAGAGGCUGCUGCCGAUAGAGAAAUAUUACUCUUUCCAUCACUUCCACUCUCCAAGCUAUGAGGAUGCAGACUUUGACAACAAACCAAUGGUGCUGGUGAUGGGACAGUACUCAACUGGAAAGACAACUUUUAUCAGGUAUCUCAUAGAACAAGAUUUUCCUGGCAGCAGAGUUGGACCAGAGCCAACCACUGACUGCUUCAGUGCUCUCAUGUAUGGUGAGCCGGAAGGAAUCAUCCCUGGGAAUGCCCUCACAGUCGACCCUAAAAAGCCUUUUCGCAACCUUGACCCCUUUGGAAAUUCUUUUCUGAACAGGUUUCAGUGUGUUCAGAUGCCAAAUCCUGUCCUUAAAAGCAUCAGCAUUAUUGACACACCGGGCAUCUUAACUGCUGCAAAAAGAAAACUGAGUCGAGGCUAUGACUUCCCAGCAGUGCUGCGCUGGUUCGCUGAGCGUGUGGAUCGAAUCAUCCUGCUGUUUGAUGCACAUAAACUGGAGUUCUCUGAUGAGCUCACUCGGGCCUUUGGGGCCCUGAGCAGCUACGAGGAUAAGCUGCGUGUGGUUCUCAACAAGGUCGACAGGGUGGACUCGCAGCAGCUCAUGAGGGUGUACGGUGCCCUCAUGUGGUCGCUGGGGAAAGUGUUCCGAACCCCCGAGAUCCUGCGGGUUUACAUCGGGUCUUUCUGGUCAGAGCCGAGACAGAUGUGUGACCACUAUCAGCUGAUAGAGCUGGAGGAGGAGGAUCUUUUGGCCGACAUAAGGAAUCUCCCACGCAAUGCUGCAGUACGUAAGCUGAAUGACCUGGUGAAGAGGGCACGCUUAGUAAGGGCUCACGCACACAUUAUCAGCUAUCUUAAGCAGGAGAUGCCGACCAUUUUUUGCAAAGAAAGCAAGAAGCACAAUCUGAUUUACCAGCUUCCUGUAAUUUUCACCAAGAUCCAGCAACAGCAUCGAGUCCCAGCUGGAGAUUUCCCUGAUUGCACCAAGAUGCAGGAGAAACUUCUGAGCCAAGAUUUCUCAAAGUUCAAGACACUGAAACCAAGUCUAAUGGCUUCCUUGGAUAAACUCCUGACCACCGACAUAGCAAACCUGGUGCCUUUACUUCAAAAACAAGAACUGAGGAAGAAAUCCCUCCCUGGUGUGUUGGAUGGUGAUUUUCUUGGAACAUUCAGGCCUGAGCAUUACAAGAGAGAUCCUUUCAAGGAACUCCCCAGAGAUGAUGAGAGCAGCGAGGCAGAUUUUGUCGAGUGGGUGGUGGAGAAAUACAAGCCAAAAUACGAUGAGAUUUUCUACAACCUCAGUCCAAGUGAGGGAAAACUGAGCGGCACCAAAGUCAAAGAGUGGAUGACGACCACGCUUCUGCCUAACUCCGUGCUCGCUCAUAUCUGGAGGUUGUCUGAUGUGGACGGAGAUGGCAUGUUGGACAAUGAGGAGUUUGCUUUAGCAGUCCACCUUAUUGAGGGAAAACUGGAGGGCCACUGGCUCCCGCGAGAGCUGCCUUCUCACCUGGUGCCACCGUCAAAACGGCUAAGUACAGCCAGCGAGGAUGAGUAAACAUGGCAUCAAAAGGAAAUGGAGGGCUGUGGAUGUGUCUUCAUUAUAUGUAAAAUGUGUAUAUAAUUUUCUAAUCUUCUUAUAGCAGUUUGAUAUAAAAAAAAAACCCUAAGUGGACAAUGCUUGUUCAUGAAGCUGAGAAGGUGUUUUCCACUUGUAAAUUAACAAUCAUGACACCAAACCACAAUUACGAUUGAUGGUUUUGAUCUCUACAAACUUUUCUCAUCAUAUUUUCAUCUCCAAUUUCACUUCUGUAUUCUGUAUGAUAAAAGUAUGGAAGUAAUUCUAAUCUUCAGUUUAAAACCUUUAGGUUAUAUAUUGGUUUUUACACUCACAUAAUCAUAAUGUAUUUCUUAUUAAUGGCAUUAAACUUUUAACAGUA
Messenger RNA from Lates calcarifer (barramundi perch), 2703 nucleotides. Its product is annotated as EH domain-containing protein 2. NCBI's taxonomy places the organism in Eukaryota, Metazoa, Chordata, Actinopteri, Centropomidae. Gene Ontology annotation, biological process: endocytosis; endosomal transport. Gene Ontology annotation, cellular component: plasma membrane; cytoplasm. Bases 687 to 2321 code for a protein of 544 amino acids. The record is from RefSeq and is a predicted model, not a curated record. The transcript is spliced from 8 exons. Gene Ontology annotation, molecular function: protein binding; GTP binding; calcium ion binding.